Messenger RNA from Pomacea canaliculata, 5361 nucleotides. RefSeq names its product peroxisomal targeting signal 1 receptor-like. Gene Ontology annotation, molecular function: protein binding. The transcript is spliced from 16 exons. Gene Ontology annotation, biological process: protein import into peroxisome matrix, docking. Gene Ontology annotation, cellular component: peroxisomal membrane; cytosol. NCBI's taxonomy places the organism in Eukaryota, Metazoa, Mollusca, Gastropoda, Architaenioglossa, Ampullariidae. The record is from RefSeq and is a predicted model, not a curated record. Bases 172 to 1968 code for a protein of 598 amino acids.
GGCAGAGAUAACUCCAGAUGGUAAACAUAGAGUAGCCUCCCCUGUCAAUGCAAGCUUGGUUUGUUGACCUUUGCUUGCUGAAAAAGGCGACGAUAAGAGAAACAAGAAACGCUAGCUCACCUGCAGUCUAUCAUAUUAUCAGUAUACGAUUUGAAAACCUAAGCAGCUGUCAUGGCUGCUCGGAAUUUUGUGGAGGGUGAAUGUGGUGGUGCCAACCCACUCUUGAAGCUGACAUCACACUUAAUGCAAGAUAAAGCUUACCAGCAGGAAGCAUUUGGACAGGGACAGAGGCAGCAACCGCAACAUGUUCAAUUGGUGGAAGAGUUUUUGUCAGGUCAAAAUGUAAUUAUGGCACCUCAGACUUUCCACAUGGGUGGUUUACUGCAAGAAAUGCGAGACAUCGAGGAAGCAGAACUGGCAUAUGCUCCACAGCGAGGACCAGGCAUCACUGAGAUUGCUGCAGAUGGUGAAUGGGCCAGUGAGUUCCUGACUACAGAUCAGCAUGCAUCUGCAGUCAGUGAAGAGAACAGCAUAGACAGAUUUAAUGUUCUCCACUCCGAUGUCAGAUGGGCAGCUGACUAUCUUGACCAGAGUGAACUUGGAGAAUGGGCUGUAGGGCCGGUCGAGAAAAGUGUUGAUGAUAGCAAAUGGCUGGAAGAGUUCCACUCGCAAGUUACUGCACAGCAAGAUCUUGAAAAGGCAGCAAAUGAAAUUUUGGACCGAGUAAAAGACCCGAAACUCAGCAGUUCAGAAUUUAUGAAGUUUGUGAAGCAAAUUGGAGAUGGCGAAGUCACCAUCCAAGACAAUACAGUUCUGACUAAUCCCACAGGCCAACAGGAUGAGGACUGGGUGCAGGAGUUCAGAACGUUACAGGGUGCUAAGUCAGUAGCAGACAGAUGGGAGGAAGAGUUCUCGACCCAAGAGACUCCUCAGACAGACUCUGAGAUCUGGGACAGGCUACAGCAACAGUGGCUGGAUGCUGACAGCAAUAUUGGUCAGAGCUGGUUGACUGAGUAUGAGGAGACUGCAGUGCAAGAGACAUACAAGUUUGAAGAGAACAACCCUGCAAAAGAGCAUCCUCAUCCAUUUGAAGAAGGAAUUAAGCAUCUGGAGAAAGGAGAUAUUCCAAAUGCUGUCCUGUUCUUUGAGGCUGCUGUGCUGCAAGACCCUAGUCACACAGAGGCCUGGCAGUACUUAGGCACUUCCCAAGCAGAGAACGAACAGGAACCUGCUGCAAUAGCAGCACUGACACAAUGUUUAAAGCUACAAGUAGAUAAUCUGACUGCAUGGCAGAGCCUGGCAGUGAGCUACACAAAUGAAUCUUUGGGAUCUUAUGCAUGUCAUGCCCUGAAAUCCUGGCUGAAGCACAACCCAAAGUAUACUCACCUUAUUUCAAGUCAGCUUCCAGAAAAGCCUGUGACAUCUUCCUUCAUGACUUCGAAAGAGUAUGAUGAGGUCCUGGAAUUGUACCUGCAGGCAGCCAGGUUGAUGCCAAGUGACAGUGUUGAUGCUGAUGUGCAGUGCAACUUAGGCGUUCUGUUCAACCUCAGUGGGGAAUAUGACAAAGCAGUAGACUGUUUCACCGCAGCACUUCAAGUCAGACCCAAGGAUGCUCUGCUUUGGAAUAAACUUGGUGCAACACUCGCCAAUGGCAACCGCAGCGAGGAAGCUGUUGAUGCAUAUCACAGUGCACUUCAGCUGUCUCCAGGCUUCAUUCGAUCACGCUACAACCUGGGUAUUGCAUGCAUUAACCUGGGAGCCUACAAAGAGGCAGUGGAACAUUUUCUGACAGCUCUCAACAUGCAGCAGAGAAGCAGGGGUCCGUCAGGCCAGCAGACACAGAUGUCCAAGAACAUUUGGAGCACCAUGCGAAUGACGCUGUCUUUGAUGGGUCGCUCUGACCUGUAUUCUGCAUGUGAAUCUAUGGAUGUUGGUGCUCUUAAUGAAGAAUUUGGAAUGAAUCAGUGACUUUUACAGAACAUGGGUCUCCAUGUUCAAGGUGUAUAUCAUUUUCCUGAGGAAUGUUUUCAGAGAAACUAUACUUCAUAUAUGCCAAGUUGUGGUUUGUUGGAAAUGGACCUUGUUUUCUUGGUGGAUGAAGCUUUAACACCUGCUCCCAAAUGUAAUCAAUACCUGUGCCAGAUGCCCAUGGAUUCACUUGAUGAUGAACAGUUUAAUCAUUUGGAGAAGCUUCCAGGGAUUCUCAAAAAGAUUUUUUCCUAACCUGCCAUCCUUAGGCAAAUUUGGAAAGCUUUUUUGGUUGUUUGGUAUAUUUAGUUAUAUCAGAUUUGUGUCACAUGCCAUAGCACAGAAGAUACAAAUCAGUUUUCACCAGAUCAGAGUCUGGCUGGCUUCAUACUUAGUUGCAACUGAUUCAGUCUUAUAUAUUCUGAGAAUAGAGACAUUUUCACAUUUUCUGAUGUACUGACACAUGCACAUGUAAGCAACCAUGGACUGUGUGUGAGUGGGGGCAUGGGAAGGGUGGUUAGAGAGAGAUGUAUAGAAAUAUUAAGAGGUCACCAUGGACUAAGCAUGUGUGAUAGGGCACGUUACAUAGGAAGGGUGGUAGGAGAGAGAUGUGUAUAAAUAUUAGAGAUCAUCUUUUUGUGAAUAGGAAAUGUAUCCGUUGUGCUGUGUACAGGUAUGAAGAAUCACUAACACAGGGCAGUGAAGACUAAAAUUAUGUAGUGGCCACACUGAAAUAGAAUGUCUUUCGGAUGCUAUUUUGUAUACAGCCCAAAUGAAGCUUCAUAUGAAACCUACAUGAAGUUCUGCUGGAGACAUGAAAAGUGGUCUUGGGGAAUGAUUAUUAUGAUUAUUAAACUAAACCUUUCUCAAGUAUGCCAUUGAUUUUUGGGUGUCAGUAACUGCUUUCUACACACUGAAAAAAAAUACUCCAGGAUAUUUGUUGAUGUUGCAGCUUUAAGAUAAAUGGUGAAGUAUUACACCAUUAUACACUAGUGACUUGGUGAAAGGCCAUGAGGUGUGAUCCUUCUCCUAGAGAGAGUGCAGUAGAGAUAGGGUUAGUGAAAGAAAUUCCUACUUCCAUGUCCCUGCAAUGACAUAUCAGGGGUAAUUUUUGCUUUCCUGUCUCUGCAGUGAUAUGUCGGUAGUAUUUCCUGCUUCUAAUAAUAAUAAAUGAAAGAUUUGUAUAGUGCAUACUCACACUGGUAAGGAGCAUGCUCUUAGUUCUUAAAACAAGAAUGAAACAUGGACAACAUGGGCAGCAUAUGAGGAAUGAAAGAAUAAACAACAGUUCUGAUGACAAAUAGAAGACAAAUCUGGAAAAAGCAAAGAGGAACCAAGUAACAGGAACUGAGAAAAUCAUGAUUCUGCAGAAAAAGACGAGUAGGAAAGUACCAAUAAGCGUGAAGGGAGGGAAAAGGAGUUAGCAUUGUGUGCACUAUGUUAGCAGUAAUGCUCAAGGAAGAGGUACGUUUUCAGUGCACAUUUGAAGGAUUCAGUUGUAGGUAGGUGACAGAUAUGGAAAGGGAGAGAGUUCCAUUGUUUUGCUGCAUGAUAACUAAACAUCCUGUGGCCAUAUGUUGUUCUGGUGACAGGAACAGUUAUGUGAAAGUCAUCAGAUGAAGACUGUAGUUUUCUGGCUGGGAUGUAAGGGAAGAGCAGUUCAGAGAAAUAAUCAGGGCAGGAGCCAGCAGAAAAAUUAAAACACAGCACGGACAGUUUGUACUGGAUGCCAGAACGGAUGGGAAGCCAGUGUAGAAAACAAAAGAGAGGAGUGGCGCAGUCCCAUUUCCUAGCUCUAAGCACCAGACAUGCAGCAGAGUUCUGUUCUUUCUGAAAUCUCAGAAUGAGGUGAGAGGGGCAGGCUGCAAGUAACGAGUUGCAUUAUUUAAGCUAGAAAGAACAAAUACAGACAAGAAUGUGGGUAGCACACAGAAUGUGAUGGAUGGCGCUGAUCUUACGAAGCUCAUAAUAGGCAGACUAACAGCAGUAACUUGUCUAUCAUAAUCAACUGACAGUCGUGACUUGUCUAUCACAAUAGGUAGACAGCUUUAAUUUGUUUAUCACAACAGGCAGUCUGACAGACAGCUGUAACUUGUCUAUCAUAAUAAACUGACAGCUGUGACUUGUCCAUCACAUUAGACAGACUGUCAGACAGCUGUAACUUGUUUAUCACAACAGGCAGACUGACAGCUGUAACUUGUUUAGCAAGUCAUGUCUGCAGUGAUAAUGAAUACCAGGUUCCUGAUGGAGGAAUAAAAAGUGAUAUUGGUUUUGCCCACCUUGAUGUGAUUGGGCAGACUGAUGAGCGAAGGUUGAUUUCUUCUUCUAGAGCAUAGGAGGGCUUCCAUAUUAUCAUCAUUUAGAUUAAGCUUGUUUUUUUAACCAUCCGGUCCUUGAUGUCACUAAUACAGGCUUCUAUGGUGCUAGUAGGAGAAUGAGACUCAAACGGUGGAGUGGAGCUGUACAGUUGCCUGUCAUCAGUAUGUGAUUGAUGAGAAACCUGGUGAUACUGGAUGCAUGAUGAAAUGGUUUUAUGUACAAAAUAAACAGAAUCGGGCCGAGUACUGAGCCUUGAAGGACCCCACAGGAGAGUGGAGCAGGGCAAGAUGCUUGAUUACCAAUGACUGUUGGUGAGAUAUUCCAUACGAAGGAGCGGAGAAUAGUUCAUAGUGUCGAAUACAAGUCCAGUAGAUUUAAGGCAGAAACAUCACUGCUGUCAAGGGCAGUUAAUAUGUCUGUGGUUACUUUAGAGUAGUUUGGGUACUGUGAAAAGGUCUAUAUGCCAACUGAGCAUAGGGGAUAAGAUGGUGCUAUUGUAAGUAGACACAGAGCUGUAUGAAAUCUACUUUCUCCAUGAUCUUGGAAAGAAUAGACAAGUUGGAAACAAGUUGGCUGUGGUUACUCAACACAUUGACGUCAAGCAUGGACUUCUUAGCAAGUGGCCUCACUAGGGCACUUUUAGACAAAGAUGGGAACAUAUCGGUUGACAAACGUCUCUUCCCCUGUAAUGACAUGUUAGUAGCAAUUUCUACUUCUCUGCUUCUGCAAUGACAUGUCAGCAGACGUGAAACCAAUCGUGGAUACUCAGAAGGUUUAUUUAUUUUUAUCAUGUCCCCAUUGCCUCUAAAUCAUUAUUUCUCUUGCAGAGCUGAUGUGCUAAGUGUUUUAAGUAUGGUUUAAGGAUUGCAGUGCCAAGGCCAAGUGUCCAUAUGUUUACAUGCUGGCCUGCUCUGUCAAUUAAAGUCUUGCCUCGGGUCUUAAGGUGUGUUUAUAAUGCUUGUCACCUCUGUUCAAGCCUGAUAUGUAUUUUUUGUCUAUUUUUUUUAUCAUGUCCUCCUGCAAAGGCUUGUUUUAAAUAAAUGCUUGUCACCUUGGUGUCACUUGUAACAACUU